UUUAAACCAAAUCCUAAUAAAACCAAAAAGUAAAAAAGACUUAAACAAAAAAAAAAAAAAAGAAGAAAAUAUGUCUUCAACAUCAGCUUCACCUGUCAGCAAUAUAACAGUGGACGACGAUCGAGACUACUCUACGGAUUUCAUAAAUAUUAAAGAAGAACGUGAAAGCAGUAUAUCUCCGAUGUUAACUCCGCCGCAUACGCCGACGGAUAAUUCUGUGGGACUUAGAAGUAGCAGUAAUAGUCGUAAAGGCUCGAAUUCUUCUCUUUAUGAUUUAGAUCAUAGGCGUUGCCCAACAACGGUAGCAACAGCAUUAUCAACAACCCCAGUACUGUCACAGAAUCAUAUUCAAACGCGUUCUUACGCCACUAUGAUGCAAACGCAUACGUUACCUCAGCCACAACAUCAUCAUGCCCAUCAUUUGCAACAUUCCCAUCAUAACUUGCAACACCAUCAACUUCAACAACAGCAACAACAAUCAGCUGUACCUCAGCAAACGCAACAAUCCCAACAACGCGUUGCGUGGCUACAAAUGCAUCAUCAUUCACCGCAUCAACAGCCAGGUCUUCCUUAUGCCGCAGUUAUUAAUGGUCAUCAUCAAUUCCUUGCGACGCCUGACCCUUUGGCGGCUCAACAUCAAGCUUUACUCAUGAAUCAAUGGUUAAGAAAUGCCGCUCUUUACCAGCAUCAACAUCAACAUCAACAUCAACACCAUCACCACCAUCAUCCGCAUCAUGCGGCAAUUUUGCAUGGUGUACGGCCUCAUUCGUCCGCCUUGCAUGGUCUGCAUCCAGCACGUCUAGGCUUGCCUGCCAUGAAAUUAGCCGCUGGCCUUAGCGGUGCAAAUCUUCCCGCCGCUGGCUCAAGACCCAAAAAGCAAUUUAUUUGUAAAUAUUGUAACCGUCACUUUACCAAAUCUUAUAAUUUAUUGAUACACGAACGCACGCACACGGAUGAGCGGCCUUAUUCUUGUGAUAUCUGCGGUAAAGCGUUCCGCCGGCAAGAUCAUUUGCGUGAUCAUCGCUAUAUACACUCUAAGGAGAAACCUUUCAAGUGCGGCGAUUGCGGUAAAGGCUUCUGCCAAUCGCGCACUUUAGCGGUGCAUAAGAUCACGCAUUUGGAAGAAGGUCCUCACAAGUGUCCCAUUUGUCAUCGUUCCUUUAAUCAACGUGCCAACUUGAAGGCUCACCUGCAAUCACAUUCCGAGGGUCAAUUAGUUCACACCUCAGCGGUGGACAGUGAAUCUUCACAUCUAUCAAAACAAAAUAUCGGCUUAAUACCCAGAGAGCAUUCCACCGCUGCCGUAGUAAGUCCUCAUUCUAUGCCCGUUUUGGAUUUAUCAGCUUCGAGUGUACCGCAUGCGGUUAAACCGAAACGUAGUCUGGGUUUCACAAUAGACGAAAUAAUGAGCCGUUAAAAUCGUCUGGCUAUCGAGAGUCAUAACCUUUAAAGUUCUUUCGCUAAAUACAAAAAUUUCCUUAUGCCACCCUAUACUGAGACUGAUUGUUUUGUUAGCUGAGGGCUGUUAACGAACAAGCGAACAAGAAAGCGAAGCGCACGCGGAAGGAAGCAGCACGGAAGUUUGCUACCAAAACAAAUGACGGUAUGUAUUGCUGAUUCUCCACCACACCGCUCUCCCCCCCUACCCUUUCCGGCCCCGCUUCCAUUGCUUAGAUGUCGACGAGCACUUACUUGAAGGUUAAACAACUCUACUAAGUAGUGUUUACUAAAGUGCUUCGGUGGCAACAAAAUAUGGAGUUCUUCUAUGAUGUACGUUCGCUUCAGCUACUUAUACACUUUGUUAUCAUUAUUUAUUGUCAUAUAAUUUACACAAGAGAAAAAAAAAAAACACGAAAAGAAAAGAAAAGAAAAGAAGGAAGAAAAACUAAAAAUAUGUUGAAAAUUAUACCAAAGCACUUAAUACCUUGCAUACGUACGGUUAGAUAUCUAUAUAUAGAGUUAUUUAAAUUAUUUAAAAUCUUUUUUUUUUUUUUUUGAAUAUUUCUUUAAUUCUUGUAAAAUAGUAGGUAAUUAAAUGUUUAGCAAUAAAUCCAUGCCUGGUAAUCUUAAAAAAACGGUUCAAACACUAUCUAAUUCUAUUACUCAGUUGUUUUAUUUUUUCUUUUAUUUUUGUUUAAACAUAUCGAUGCAAAUAUUUGAAAACGUAUCCACAUAAACUUGCUGUAAU
This is a messenger RNA of Glossina fuscipes, 2188 nucleotides long. It is a transcript of the gene odd, whose product is annotated as protein odd-skipped. Gene Ontology annotation, cellular component: nucleus. Gene Ontology annotation, biological process: embryo development; embryonic hindgut morphogenesis; regulation of transcription by RNA polymerase II. The transcript has 2 exons. Bases 71 to 1417 code for a protein of 448 amino acids. Gene Ontology annotation, molecular function: DNA-binding transcription factor activity, RNA polymerase II-specific; RNA polymerase II transcription regulatory region sequence-specific DNA binding. Lineage: Eukaryota; Metazoa; Arthropoda; Insecta; Diptera; Glossinidae. The record is from RefSeq and is a predicted model, not a curated record.